Molecule: messenger RNA, 735 nt
Organism: Exophiala oligosperma
Lineage: Eukaryota; Fungi; Ascomycota; Eurotiomycetes; Chaetothyriales; Herpotrichiellaceae
Exons: 3
Coding region: 1-735 (244 amino acids)
Source: RefSeq, a predicted model, not a curated record
AUGGCAGACUACUACAAUCCAGGUGGCUACCCACCUCGACCAGGCAGUGGGCAGAAUACCUAUCCGCCGCCGCCGAGGACAGAGCAUUACGACCACAGCAACCAAAGUUACACCUCACCAGCACCGCAGAGUUCGUACGGCUAUCAGCCCGCGCGAGAGGAUCAAUACAACUACUCCCCGCGCUCCUCUGCUAUGCAAGUUGGGCAGUACGCCGGCACGGAACACGAGUACGCGCGCCAACGCCGAAACUCGGGCCCUUAUGCCGCAAGCCAAUAUCGCGGCACCGAAGCCUCGUACUACGCGCCUCCCCCAGACUACGAUGACCGCCCCAGCUCUCGAAGCUCGCGGAGGUCCGGUAAAAGAAUCGAGAAACACGCACAUCACGACGGAGCAAAGGAACUCGGCGCCACCAUUGCCGGUGGUGCAAUUGGCGGCUGGGCCGGGCACGAAAUCGGACACAGCAACCCUCUGGUGACCGUCGCGACGGCUAUCGCGGGCGCGUACGCCGGACACAAGUUGGAACAGAAACACGAGCAUAGCAAAGAGAGAAAGCGAGAGAGACGCGCGAGUCAAGCAGACGGUAAUCGUGACUACGACGAAGAUCGGCGGAGCAGGAGUCGGAGCCGCAGCCGCAGCGCGACUCGGAGACGAUCAGUCAGCCGAAGGAGCAGAAGCGAGAGUAGCAGCGACUAUGACAGCGACGACAGCAGAAGGAGGAGACAUCAUCGACAUUAA